AAAGAGGGAACGGUUGUGAGAAGACCUCGGUGUGAUUUAGUUAUCAGUUUGAUACAAAAUGAACAGCCGUCUGCAAGAAAUAAGGGAGAGACAAAAGCUCCGACGCCAGCUUUUAGCUCAGCAGUUGGGAGCCGAGAGUGCUGAUAGCAUUGGUGCUGUACUGAACAGCAAAGAUGAACAGAAAGAGAUCGAGGAGACCAGAGAAACCUGCAGAGCCUCAUUCGACACGGCCGUUCCAAGCACUAAGCGCAAGUGCCAGACUGAGGGAGAGGACACGGAGGAGGAUGUGGAGGACCAGAAGGAUGAAGUUGAGCAGCAGCAAGCUGAAGACAGUGGUCCGUAUGAAGAGGUCUACAAAGAUUCUAGUACAUUUUUAAAGGGAACGCAGAGUCUGAAUCCUCACAAUGACUAUUGCCAACAUUUUGUGGAUACCGGUCAUCGACCCCAGAACUUCAUUCGUGAUGUAGGUCUUGCUGAUAGAUUUGAGGAGUACCCCAAACUCAGGGAGUUGAUAAGGCUGAAAGAUGAGCUGAUUGCAGCGACAAAUACUCCUCCCAUGUAUCUACAAGCAGACCUGGAAAACUUCGACUUGAGAGACUUGAAGUGUAAGUUUGACGUUAUCCUCCUGGAGCCGCCGUUGGAGGAAUACUACAGGGAGUCUGGGAUUAUCGCCAAUGAGAAGUUCUGGACCUGGGAUGAUAUAAUGAAACUGGAGAUUGAGGAGAUCUCUGCGCUGAGGUCCUUUGUGUUUCUGUGGUGUGGAUCUGGAGAGGGGCUGGAUCUGGGCAGGAUGUGCCUGAGAAAAUGGGGCUUCCGCCGCUGCGAGGACAUCUGCUGGAUCAAAACCAACAAGAACAAUCCCGGGAAGACGAAGACGCUGGACCCCAAAGCAGUCUUCCAGCGAACAAAGGAGCACUGCCUGAUGGGAAUCAAAGGGACGGUGAGGCGCAGCACCGACGGGGACUUCAUCCACGCCAACGUGGACAUCGACCUCAUCAUCACGGACGAGCCGGAGAUCGGCAACAUCGAGAAGCCGGUGGAGAUCUUCCAUAUCAUCGAGCACUUCUGCCUCGGCCGGCGGCGGCUCCACCUAUUCGGCAGGGACAGCACGAUCAGGCCAGGGUGGCUGACGGUGGGGCCCACGCUGACCAACAGCAACUUCAACGCCGAGGCAUACGCCUCCCACUUCAACGCGCCCAACUCGCACCUGUCGGGCUGCACCGAGGAGAUCGAGAGACUGCGCCCCAAGUCCCCUCCCCCCAAGUCCAAGGCGGACAGGGGCGGGGGCGCGCCCAGAGGGGGCAGGGGCGGGCCGUCGGCGGGGCGGGGGGACAGGGGCCGAGAACGCAACAGGCCCAGCUUCCGGGGGGACAGGGGCGGUUUCAGGGGCCGCGGCGGGCCCCAUCGGGGCUUUCCUCCACGCUAGAGAGAACUUUUCGGAAAGACAAACUUCUGGAGCUGAUGUCUCUGUUGGGGGUGGGUGAGGAAACUCCAGAGCAGUGGCACAAACAUUCAUCCACCAGACAGUGGAUGGACCCGGUGUUGUUGUAAUGAUUCAGUGAAUUAGCCUGAAAACUGUGGGAGCACAGAAAUGUUUUUUUUAUACGGACAUUUUAUAAUUGCAACAGUGGAAAAUAAGAUGGAGGCUUUUAUUUUUAUCAUGCUUCUAGUAAAUGUUUUCCGUAACCUCUUAACG
Molecule: messenger RNA, 1696 nt
Organism: Megalops cyprinoides (Indo-Pacific tarpon)
Lineage: Eukaryota; Metazoa; Chordata; Actinopteri; Elopiformes; Megalopidae
Gene: mettl14
Product: methyltransferase like 14
Exons: 11
Coding region: 59-1426 (455 amino acids)
Cellular component (GO): RNA N6-methyladenosine methyltransferase complex; nucleus
Molecular function (GO): mRNA binding
Source: RefSeq, a predicted model, not a curated record